UUUCGUCAUCCCACCCGCCCGCCCCUUGUAUUGUUUCUAGUGUCUAUCUGGAUAACACUCAAAUAACUUAUCAAUGAAAAAUCGCACGGAACUUGAACGAAAACGGUCUCAAGCGGCACGAACUCGGGAUACCGUGACUUGCAUGCGUUCUGAGGAAGACCAGGUGGUACUUUUCCGGAGCCAUUUCUGUGACUGUUCUUCCAAUUAUCGUUCACUGGCAAAACCUUUCCGGACGGAACAUUCCGUUGCUUUGCAUGCACAAACAUUUUAUCUUUGUCCAUGUUGUUCCUUGUAACUGCCUUUCAACCAAAUUGAGGUUGAUGCUCAUAUAUGCGUGAGCCAUUCCAAACUGAAAGCUGCAGCAGACAUGUACAAAUCGGGUAGAUCUACUUGUCUUUUUUUUCUCUCUCGGUG
Lentinula edodes (shiitake mushroom) is the source of this 414-nucleotide messenger RNA. RefSeq lists its product as uncharacterized. Bases 74 to 295 code for a protein of 73 amino acids. The transcript is spliced from 5 exons. The record is from RefSeq and is a predicted model, not a curated record. NCBI's taxonomy places the organism in Eukaryota, Fungi, Basidiomycota, Agaricomycetes, Agaricales, Omphalotaceae.